AUGUCUAGCGUCGAAUAUGAUGACUACGAGUAUGAUGACGCUAACCUGACCGAUGCUGAGUAUGAAGAUCUGGUACGAGCCACACUUUGGCCACAAACCAUUGAAAAGACCUUCGUUGUGGUAUUGAUGACUAUGAUGGUAAUCGGUGUCAUCGGUAAUACAUUGGUCGUCGUCGUGGUCAUCUCUAAAAAAUCCAUGGGGUUCCAGUUCUUCCCUGAAUAUACCUAG
Haemonchus placei is the source of this 228-nucleotide messenger RNA. The record is from the annotation of a GenBank genome assembly. Lineage: Eukaryota; Metazoa; Nematoda; Chromadorea; Rhabditida; Trichostrongylidae.